Bradysia coprophila is the source of this 1822-nucleotide messenger RNA. RefSeq lists its product as uncharacterized. The record is from RefSeq and is a predicted model, not a curated record. Lineage: Eukaryota; Metazoa; Arthropoda; Insecta; Diptera; Sciaridae.
UUCGUACGCUAGACAAGUUUCCCAUCGUUAAAAAUGAAACAUUUAACGUUGAUAGUCUUAUCACUUUUCCUGACCGGCUGUUGGUCAUAUCAAGUAAUCGGAGAGUUGAGAAAGCAAAUUAACGAUGGAGUCAUCCUCGGACGCUACAUGACAUCCCAAACUGGACGUCAAAUUAGCGGAUUUAUUGGGAUUCCGUUCGCCAGUCCACCGGUCGGCAAUCUACGCUUUCGAGCACCACAAAGAGUAGCACCAUGGAACGGGACUCUUUUAACACAAAACCAGCGAUCGAAAUGUCCUCAAAUUGAUGCGUUAAGGGGUUCCACUGUUGUGGAAGGCAACGAAGAUUGUUUGUACGUAAACGUUUAUGUACCGGAAACUGCUGGUAAUACCAGACUAGACGUCGUUGUAUGGAUUCAUGGAGGGGGUUUCACUUUGGGUGACAGUGGUCCAAACACUUACGGACCAGAUUAUUUACUCGAGCAUGAUAUUAUCCUUGUAGCUGGUAAUUAUCGUCUCGGUGCACUUGGAUUUCUAUCGACUGAAGAUCGCAACAGUCCUGGAAAUUUUGGACUAAAAGAUCAGGCCUUCCUGCUGCAAUGGGUGCAAGAUAACAUUGAACAUUUCGGUGGAAAUAAGGAUUCCGUCACAAUAUGGGGAGAAUCAGCCGGUGCAGCUUCCGUUGCUUAUCAAAUGAUUUCACCGUUAUCACAAGGACUUUUUCACAGAGGCAUUUCAAAUAGUGGAGGAUUAGUUGGGCCUGCACGACCAGAUGUUGGUAGAGCACGCGCAACGUCGUUGGCUCAGCUAAUGAGCUGUCCUGUACUUGACGAUACUUCCGCAAUCGUCGAAUGUUUACGACAAGUGUCACCAGAAGACAUGAUUUACUCAGGUGUCUCUUUUCCAAUCGUAGUAGAAUCUUUCGAAUCUGAUGAGCCGGCAUUCAUUGAUCAACGCAACUAUAACAAUCGUUUUUCCGAUUUUGCUGCCAUUCCAUGGUUGGUAGGAAUGAAUAGUGAGGAAAGUCUGUUGAGUUUGGGCGCGGUUGUGGAAAACGAUGCAGCCCUGAGCGUGUUACUAAGUGACUGGGAUUCAAGACUUCCAGCCACAUUCGGUUAUAGCCAUUUGGAUGAAGACUCACGUGUCAAUAUAACAAGACGUAUAAACGAAUUCUAUUUCGGGAAUGAGGCCACGCCAACCCUACAAAUGGAUAGGCAACAGCUCAUGAAUUUGUUCACAGACACAUAUCUAACAUUCGUUGAUUCGGUUCGGCAACGAGUUCAAGAUAUUCGCCAUAGCAGUACGUAUCUGUACUUGUUCACCCACAAAGGGACAGCUAGCUUCAGUAGAACAACACGAUAUCAAGGAACUUCACACGCUGAUGACCUAAUUCCACUGUUCCCACUCCGAAAGACUGUUUUUUACAGUUCGAUCCCUACCAAUGAAGACAGAGAACUGAUUGAAGUCAUGCCUCUUUUGUGGACGAACUUUGCUAAAUUCGGAAAUCCUACGCCCGUUGACGGAACAACCACUCCGAAUUGGCCACCAGUGACCAGCAGUUCUUUUGCAUCCAUGCAGUACAUGCAAAUUGGAAAUGAAAAUGGACGUUUGGAUAAUGAAGUGCUGACAGUAAAAACAGAUUACAAUUCGGCUCGAGCCGAAUUUUGGAUGAGUAUUCGAGAAGAUUACAAUCUUAAUUCGUGGCUUCUUGUAGCUUGAACGUAAAAGCUCCUUGAUUGUUCGGCACAUUUUGUGAAUUUUUUGUGUUUUUGAAAUAAAAUACGUUCAGCUUAUGUAAAUAAAUAGCCAGCCGGCUGAAACGUUU